CGUCCAUUGAAGCUGCCCACGGCCAUCAUGUAUGAAGGAGAUUCGUGGUUCAAUGCCUUUGUGCCCCGCGCUCCCAAGCCCCAAGAGCGCUCCAGACAGGCCCGUCGCGAGUCGUUACUCACCCAGCCCAACGAGAUCCAGGCUGACGUGGCGCGAGCAGCAGGCAUCGCCGAGACGCCAGAGGACGCCCCCGACACCCUCACCGGCCCUCCGCCUGCGACUGUUGCCCGACGCGCCAAGUCGUACAGCGACUUCUACUCGGUCGUGCGCGCCCACCUGAAGAAGGAAAAGGCGCUGGAGAGGAAGAAGUCGCAGGAACACCUCGCCUCGGAGAUUGACUUUGCAGCCUGGUAUGGCGGCGUCAACGAGGACCUGCUCGAGGCCAGCCAUGCCGAGUACGCCCUCUACCAGAACCAGCUGCACAUGACGCGCAACCAGCUCGACAACAUCAUCGCCGACACCACCGACACCCUCGACAUGCUCUCGUCUCUGUCCGACUCGUUCAAGACGGUCGAGGCCCAGACCACCGCCUUCCGCACGCAGUGUGAGGGCCUCAUCGACGACCAGACACGCAUCACCAAGCUGGCCGACGACAUGGAGCAGAACCUGCGCUACUACCUCUACCUGGAACCUACUACGAAACGCCUCAAUGCUCCGGGUGCCGGGAAGAUUGUGCGUGGGAAGGAGUUCACCGACAUGCUGGCCAACCUCGACAGCUGUUUGGAGUACAUGCAGGCCAACACGAAGCACCGCGAGGCCGACACCUACCGUUCGCGAUACCGCCUGCUCCUGACCCGUGCCCUCACGCUCAUCCGUGUCCACUUCACAGAAGCCCUCCGUGACCUCGCCGCUGAUGUGUCCAAGAGGAUCGCCGACCGGCAGCUGAACGACACCACCAUGUCUGCGCUGCUGUACGCCAAGUUCCGCGUGGGUGCGCCAGAACUGAAGAGCAUUGGGAUUGAAGUGCAGAAGCGGGCAGUGCUGCCGGCAGGAGCAGCGCCUGGGACAGAGGCAGAAUACCAGAGCCUGAUGAACGAGCUGUACCAGAGCUACUCCACCACCCGCGGCCGUCUCAUCCUCCCCAUCGUCACCAAGAAGAUUGGCGAAAUCGCACAAGCCCCCAGCACCUCCAAGGACCUCGUCUCCUUCGCACGAAGCAGCAUCAGCUACAUCCGCGGCAUCUGCUUUGACGAGUGCGAGCUGUGGCGCGAAUGGUUCGACGGCGAUGGCGGGCUCUACGACUUCCUCGAAGCCAUGUGCGAGCCCCUCUACGACCACCUCCGUCCACGCACCAUCCACGAGACGCAGAUCCUCAAGUUGUGCGAACUCUGCACCCUGCUCCAGACCCGCUAUAUGGACGAGGAAGAUGAGGAAGACUCGCCCAUCGACGCCAACAAGCUCGACUUCUCCGUCCUCGUCCACCCCGCGCUCGAAGACGCCCAGAGCCGUCUCGUCUUCCUGUCCCUCGCCGUCCUACGCGACGAUAUCGAACGCUACAAGCCAAAGCCAGAAGAUCUGGACUACCCCGCUAAAAACAAGAAGCAGGGCGCGUCGGGGAAAUCCAACCAGCCCGUCUUGUCCGGCAAGAAACAGCCAAAAGCAGACGCCCCGCCCACGCCCCUGAUGCCCAAAACACCCACGAUUGUUGAAGACGACGACCCCGACGCGCGCUGGUCCUUCAACACCGAAGCCGCCUUCGCAGACUGGUACCCCACACUCCGCAAAGCAAUCUGGCUGCUCAGUAAAAUCUACCGCCUAGUCCACUCAACGGUCUUCGACGACCUCGCCCACCGCAUAGUCCACAGCACCACCCUCUCCCUAACCCACGCCAGCACCCUCCUCGCAAAAUCAUCCUCCCCAACCGACGCAUCCCUCUUCCUCAUCGCCCACCUCCUCGUCCUAAAACACCAAAUCCUCGCUUUCGACAUCGAAUUCGUCACCCCGGAGACGGACAUCCACUACGAUCUGUCGUCGAUCUCGACGUCCUUCUGGGCCCUACAGUCCCGCGGCGCGGCGCUGUUCAAUCCGCGGAAUCUCGUCGCCCUGCUUAUUCCGCAGGUCGUGGAGAAUAUGCUCGAUGCGAAGGCGGAGGUCGAUGCUAGGCUUAGACAGGCGAUUACGCAGUUCACUGCUGCGUUCUGCGAGAGGAUUACCGUGCCUAUUGCGAAGGGGAAGAAGGUUCCUACAGCGGAAGCCCCCGCGCGAACGAGCAAGAUCCGCCAGAACGUCGAGCUGGAGAUGCCGUUCCUGAGGUCUAAGCUGGAGGAGUAUGUCCAGGAGCGGCGUACGAGGGAGAUGCUGCGUGCGGCUGUUAUGGAGAGCGUGGUGCUUGUUUAUGAGGAGUGGUUUGCGGGGUUUGGGGACGGAGGGGUGGGCAGGGGGAUGGGGAAGGGGAAGGGCAGGGAGGAUGGCGUGUGGGAGCCGGGUGUUUUUGCGGAGUGGUGUGCUGGCGUGUUUCGCGUUGGUGGGGGGAGGGGGGGUGAGGAUGAAGAUAGCGAGGAUGGAGAUAGUGGGAGUGAGAGGGAUACAUCGAGUAGAAGUGGGACGCAGAGCACGAGAACGGGGUUGAGGAUUGAGAUGUAA
Dothidotthia symphoricarpi CBS 119687 is the source of this 2583-nucleotide messenger RNA. RefSeq names its product Sec34-domain-containing protein. NCBI's taxonomy places the organism in Eukaryota, Fungi, Ascomycota, Dothideomycetes, Pleosporales, Dothidotthiaceae. The record is from RefSeq and is a predicted model, not a curated record. The coding region runs from base 28 to 2583 and encodes 851 amino acids. Gene Ontology annotation, biological process: intra-Golgi vesicle-mediated transport; Golgi organization; cytoplasm to vacuole targeting by the Cvt pathway. The transcript has 3 exons. Gene Ontology annotation, cellular component: COG complex; cis-Golgi network; membrane.